AUGGAUGAUGACUUACUAGCCCUUGUCAAGAAUCAAAUAUCGACAAAGGCUAGGAAGCAAAUUCUGAAAGCGAGUCUACGUGGUAUUGCUGAGUUGCAUAGCCAUGAUAUCGUUCACUUGGACAUCAAACCCGAUAAUAUUAUGGUCAACUAUCGCGGCACCGGCUGGCGCAGCCCAGAGGCCCAUUUUAAGGGAGAGCUCAAUAAACCGUCCGAUAUCUUUUUGUUCGCUGCUGUGUGUAUCUAUGCUAUGCUCGGCCAGGUCGUCUUUGGAGCAGAAGAAGGCCUAAGCGACUUUGAAGCCCAGGGCGUGUUUCCUCAUAUUGUCCGCCUCCGGCGUCAAGUUUCUUUUUGGGGGGAUAGAGAAGGGUUAAAUGGACUAAUUACGCAUGUUAGUGACGAGGAAGUGAACUCCCAAGUUCUAGGUAUGCUCUGGGAUGAUCGAGCUGCGGACUACCAUUCAUAUAGACCAUUUUCAGAUUGGCCAACUGUCACCGAUGAUAACUUCAAGGAUCUUAUUCGAGGAAUGACCAAUCUAGACCCACGGAAGCGUAUUACAGCACGCGAGGCGUUACAGCAUCCCUGGUUUUCUGGCUGUAAGAUUGGCAAUAUCGGGAGUUAUGACCUUCAACAUGCUACAAGCACCACGGUGUAG
Talaromyces marneffei is the source of this 654-nucleotide messenger RNA. RefSeq lists its product as uncharacterized. The record is from RefSeq and is a predicted model, not a curated record. Bases 1 to 654 code for a protein of 217 amino acids. Gene Ontology annotation, molecular function: protein serine/threonine kinase activity; ATP binding. The transcript is spliced from 4 exons. NCBI's taxonomy places the organism in Eukaryota, Fungi, Ascomycota, Eurotiomycetes, Eurotiales, Trichocomaceae. Gene Ontology annotation, biological process: mitotic DNA damage checkpoint signaling; protein phosphorylation. Gene Ontology annotation, cellular component: cytoplasm; nucleus.